AUGAAUAUAAUGCAGGCCCAAAAUCUGGAGGCCCAGCAAAGACUAAUGGAAAAUGGACCUGACGCCAGACGAAUGAGAAAGGCAAUUUUUCGGCGCACUAUUGACUACAACGCAGCUGUGAUAGCCUACCUCAAAGAUCGGAUCUGGCAGCGGACGACUUUUAAACGGCCCGCCAUUCAGCCUGAUUAUCUUUACAAUUUUUUGCUAAAUCCUCCUGGUGAAUAUCUGGACAGUCCAAUGAACUGUGUUACCGGCAAGCCAGUACGCACGUCCACUAACAAAAACAAAUGUCCGAUUUAUUGUGUCUGCUGGACCCCUGAGGGUCGACGACUGAUAACAGGAGCAUAUAGCGGCGAAUUCACUUUGUGGAACGGUCUCACGUUUAAUUUUGAAACCAUUCUCCAAGCACACGAGUCUCAGAUACGCUGCAUGAAAUGGUCGCACAAUGAUGACUGGCUCCUGACCGCAGACCACUCCGGAUACGUAAAGUAUUGGCAAGCCAACAUGAACAACGUGGAAAUGUAUCAGGCUCAUAAAGAACCCAUCCGCGGCGUCAGCUUUUCUCCCUUCGACACUAAGUUUGUAACCUGCAGUGACGACUCCACCGUUCGGAUUUGGGACUUUCUGCGUUGUACGGAGGAACGUGUUCUUCGA
Molecule: messenger RNA, 654 nt
Organism: Dibothriocephalus latus
Lineage: Eukaryota; Metazoa; Platyhelminthes; Cestoda; Diphyllobothriidea; Diphyllobothriidae
Source: the annotation of a GenBank genome assembly